UGGAGCCCUCGAGGCUGAGCAAAGCUUCCUGUGUUUUCCAGCCGGCCGGAACAUGAACGGUUUCCUCCACAGGCGAGAGCCCAGCUAGCGCGUUUGCUGGAACAAGACGCCAGAAAGGUUUGCCUUCGAGCGUAGCGCCCGCUGCCGGAUACAAUAGGGGCAAGUGCGUCAGACACCGGGAGAGUGGAGACCAUCAGCAGAAAUAAAGUUAACAAUCAGGACCUCUGAUCAGCAGAUCUCAAAGAUGGGCUGGUAGCAUGAUCCCCAUGCAGCAGCUGGGGAAACUGAGGCACAGCAAGGCACAGGCCACACAGCAAGUGGAGAGCUGUUAGAGCACAGGUCUCCUGCCUCUAGCUCCGUGCUGUAGCCACUGAAUGACACUGCCUCACAGAUCAGCAGCCUUCUCCUCCAUCCUCCCAUAGCCUCUCCAGCCAACGUCCCCAGUGGCUCCCCCUGGCCCUCUCUUUGCUGUGUGCAUCACCUCCCCAGGCGUAUCUCCCGCUCCACAGCUUAUGCAGCCAGAUCCCGGCUCCCUGGGGCUAGCAGAAGAAGACCUCAUUGGAGAGGACGACGACAUGCCAUCCUUCAGAUACAGACCAGACGGCAGGACACGGACCAACUGCAGCCGGUGCCAGAAGAAUCUGUCGCUCCAGACCUCCGUCAAAGGGCUGUACGUCUUCUGUGUCUUGCUGAUCAUUGCCGUGAUGGUGCUGGCGUCCCUGGCAGGGGCCAGGGCUUUGGGAGCAGAAGGCUCUGGGUGCCGUCCCCGCUGCUGCUGUGAAGUUCGGAGUGUGGCCGUAGGCAGCCAGUGGCAAAGCCCAAGACUUGUGACAGUGUCUGCGUUCCCCCGACUGCUCCAGGAGCCAUUCGGAGUCUUUAAGAAAGUUAAUUCCAUAGCUGAUGACAUCAGCUCGGCCCAGACUUACUACGAGAAGAAGAUCGUGUCUGUCCAGGAGAACCUCCAGGAGCUCGAUCAGAAAUCCUUGGGGAACUGCUCCUUCUGCCAUGACACAGGGCAGCUGGGACAGGAGAUAAGCAAGUUGCAGGAAGAGCUGGAGGAGAUUCAGAAGAUGCUCUUGGUGCAGGAGAUCCUGCUGGACCGGACCUCGCAGGGGUACCAGCAGCUCUCAUCCACCAGCAGCAAGAUCACCAGUGAGAUGGACGGCUGCUCGUUCUCCAUCCGGCAGGUCAACCAGACCUUGGGGCAUUUCCUAGCCCAGGUGAGAGGCUGGCAGGCGGCCACCUCGGCCCUGGAUGACUCCCUGAAGGGGCUGCUGCAGGAGCGGUACGACGUCAAGGCAGUGGUGGAGCAGAUGAACUUCACGGUAGGGCAGACCUCGGAGUGGAUCCACGCCAUCCAGCGGAAGACGGACGAGGAGACGCUGACACUGCAGAAGAUGGUGACGGAGUGGCAGAACUACACCCGGCUCUUUGGAAGCCUGAGGGCCACCUCCUCCAAGACCAGCGAGCUGGUCAAGAGCAUCCAAGCCAGCAUGAGCCUGGCCUCGCAGAGGAUCAGCCAGAACUCGGAAGGCAUGCAUGACCUGGUGCUGCAGGUGAUGGGGCUCCAGCUGCAGCUGGAUAAUAUCUCCUCCUUCCUGGACGACCACGAGGAGAACAUGCACGACCUGCAGUACCACACCAGGUACACGCAGAACCGGACGGCGGAGCAGUUCGAGACCCUGGAGGGGCGCAUGACCUCGCACGAGAUCGAGAUCAGCACCAUCUUCACCAACAUCAACGCCACGGACAGCCACGUGCACAGCAUGCUCAAGUACCUGGAUGACGUGCGGCUCUCCUGCACCUUGGGCUUCCACGCCCACGCCGAGGAGCUGUAUUACCUGAACAAGUCCGUCAGCCUGAUGCUGGGCACCACGGACCUGCUGCGGGAGCGGUUCAGCCUGCUCAGCGCCCGGCUGGACUUCGACAUCCGGAACCUGUCCAUGAUCAUGGAGGAAAUGAAAGUGGUGGACGUGAGGCACGGGGAGAUCCUGCGCAACGUCACCAUCGUACGAGGUGUGCCUGGCCUCCCUGGACCCAGAGGACUCAAAGGCGACGUGGGAGUGAAGGGGCCCGCAGGAAGCAAGGGGGAGAAGGGAGAUGGCGGGGGCCUGGGUUCUCCCGGCCCGCCAGGCUCCAGAGGACCUCCAGGCAUCCCAGGCCCUCAAGGCGAGAGGGGACCUAUUGGCGUGAAAGGCGUACCGGGCUUUAAAGGCGCUAAGGGCAACUUUGGGCAAACUGGCCUCAAAGGACAGAUGGGCCUGAAAGGCGACACGGGCCCUCGGGGGCCGGAGGGAGCUCCGGGGCCGGUGGGGCCAGCAGGGCCGCAAGGGAAGCCAGGGAUCCCAGGGAAGCCAGGGUCGCCGGGCCAGCUUGGCCCCCCGGGUCCGAAGGGAGACCCCGGCGUGCGUGGGCCCCGAGGCUUACCGGGGCCACCGGGUGUCUAAGCCAGCCCCACCCGCAGCCCUGCCCUACGGGGGACGGGGAGGGGUGGUUUCUGCAGUGCUGAGGGGUGGCAGCUGGCCGGAGGCGCAUCCCAGGGCCCGUCACCAGCAUCCUCCUGGCCCUGCGGGAGAUUCAGCUGGCGAUCCCAGCAGGGAGCCCGACCCCCCGCAUCCCGCCCGGGACGUCCUGCCUGAGCAGAGCGGCUGGGAUCCCUGCUCACCUGCACAGCGCCCCCAGCAGGCAGCCCCCCUUGUUCAUUCACACGCCCUCAGAGACAGCUGAGGGCAGCACGGCCUCCCGGAUGGGAAACCAGCGCUGUCCACGUCCUGCCCUUCCCUUUCCAAGAGCCUGCUUGUACCUGUCUGACCCAGACACGCGGGGCUGUUUGAAAGGCAAAGAGCUAAAUCUCCGUGUGUCAAUGGGAGUGUGUGUGUGAAAGAGACUGUGCUAGGCCUUGCCAACAACGCCCUGGGCUUUGCCCUGCAGCUGGGGAGCUGGGCCCAAGCAGGCUUCCCACGUCUCUCGUUUGCUGGCAGAGCCUGGGUGUUUUGCUGCCUGGCACAGACCGACGUGCCUCCGGUCGCUUCAUUGCCUUGGUUUCCAUCAUCCGCUUCUUUCCCUGCCUCCUCUGCUCCAGCCCUCGCUCACUGCAAGUGGGUCUGGGCACCACACUCUCAUGCCACACCUGGUCGGGGCUGUCUCUGAGCCUCCUACAGUUCUGUAUUUGGACACGUUGAUUCUCCCUCCUGACCCACUUGGCAGCCAGUUGGGCUUGGUCCAGAUGGCCUGAGCUGUCGGUACCCGUUCAGCUCCUGGUGGGCACAAUCACCCACCAUCUCAGCUGGCACCCUCACUGGCCGCUUGCAAUAGAGGGGCCAAGGAUCGAACGGGCCCUGGAAUCCCUGCUCCCCCUGAAAAGGGCUCCCUCCAAGUCAAGAUGGAGGGAUUUGGGGAGCAGACACUGUACCCUAGGCAGCCAAGCCAGCAGGCUCCGAAUUCACAUUUAAAACCUCCAGCCCCUUUGCAUUGAGAGCCCCUGAGAAGGAUGCUGACAAACUGCAGUGGGGUCAGAGAGGAGCCAUGGCUGAUUAAAGGAUCAGAGAACAUGUGCUCUAGUGAUAGACGCAAGGAGCUCAAUCUAGUUAGCUUCACAGAGAGACGGCCAGGGGGUGACUUGAUCCCAGGCUGUAAGUAUUUAGUAAUGGGCAGAGGAAGGUCUAACACGACCCAACGGCUGGGGGUUGAAGCGAGACACAUUCAGACUGGAAAUAAGAUG
This is a messenger RNA of Malaclemys terrapin pileata, 3721 nucleotides long. It is a transcript of the gene SCARA3, whose product is annotated as scavenger receptor class A member 3. Lineage: Eukaryota; Metazoa; Chordata; Testudines; Emydidae. The coding region runs from base 513 to 2447 and encodes 644 amino acids. The record is from RefSeq and is a predicted model, not a curated record. The transcript has 8 exons.